Corythoichthys intestinalis (scribbled pipefish) is the source of this 2390-nucleotide messenger RNA. Its product is annotated as gastrula zinc finger protein XlCGF26.1-like. Gene Ontology annotation, molecular function: RNA polymerase II cis-regulatory region sequence-specific DNA binding; DNA-binding transcription factor activity, RNA polymerase II-specific. Bases 290 to 1738 code for a protein of 482 amino acids. Gene Ontology annotation, biological process: regulation of transcription by RNA polymerase II. The record is from RefSeq and is a predicted model, not a curated record. Gene Ontology annotation, cellular component: chromatin; PcG protein complex; transcription regulator complex. Lineage: Eukaryota; Metazoa; Chordata; Actinopteri; Syngnathiformes; Syngnathidae. The transcript has 2 exons.
AGAAGGAAAGCGAGACAUAAGAACAAGGGUACAACGCAUCUACAUUAAAUCUUCGCAUAUUACUGUAGUGCUGAACGCUACUUUACUGGACAAAACACAAUUCGUGAAAACUUCGUGCCCAAUCGAAAGCGUAUUACUGCUUGUUGAAGCUUCUCUGUCUGGUGGAUCUGAGCUUCUUUUAGUUUAGCUUAGGUUGGCUUGUUAGCCCGUCGAAAGAAAUGAGCUUGUUUUCCACUGAUCUCAGCAUAGAAGUCAACUGUGCGUCAAAUGUUAUGAAUGUCUCGUCAAAAUGUUUGCAAUGAGGGUAGCUGAGUUUGAUGAGAGACUUUGUGGAAAAAAAGAAGAUAUCGAGCGACUACGUCAAGCACUGGACACUGCAGAUGUCAAUGAAGAUGUUUGUCCUGAGUGGCAGGAGACAGAGCCCCCUCCACUUAAAGAGGAAAUAGGGGAUGAAGAGGUGCCCUAUAUUAAAGAAGAAGAGCCCGAGACCCUGAGUAUUAAACAAGAAGAGGAGCCAGAGUAUCACAACGUUAAAGAGGAAGAACGGCUGGAAAAAGAGACAGGAUGCACCAAUAUAAAAGAGGAGGAGGAGGAUUUCCCCAACUUGCCUUCGACUGUUGUCCUUUUUGAAAUUACAGAUAAUGGUGCAAGCGAACCAUUUGGCGCCAUUGGGGCGGAGCCUUCAGACACACUCUUAGCUCCACUAUCCAAUAAUGACGACACUUCACAGUCUACUGAUGGGGAUGAAAACUCUGAACAUCAUACUACAUGUAACUCUGAUAACAAACCCUGUGAAUGUUCUCAGUGUGGGAAAACUUUUGUCUAUAAGUGGGAUUUGAAAAGACACAUGAGAAUACACACAGGAGAAAAACCUUUUGCCUGUACAGUUUGUGGUAAAACGUUCUCUCAGAAAGGAUCAUUGAAUAGUCACGCAAGACAACACACUGGAGAGAAACCUUUUGUUUGUUUAGUUUGUGGCAAAAGAUUCUCACAACAAAGUCAUUUGAAAAGACACAAAAUGACACACACUGGUGAGAAACCUUAUGUUUGCUCAGUUUGUGGUAAAAGAUUCCCUGAAAUGGUAAACCUAAGAGUACAUUUAAGAAGACACUCUGGUGAGAAACCUUUUGCAUGUUCAAUUUGUGGUCAGAGUUUCACACACAAAAGAAGUUUAAGUAUACACAGAAGAAUACAUACUGGUGAGAAACCUUUUACCUGCCUAGUUUGUGGUCAAAGAUUCACUCACAAGGGAAGUUUAAGAAAACACUCAAGAACACACACAGUCGAAAAGCCCUUUGUCUGCUCAGUUUGUGGGCAAAGAUUCGUACAUAAGGGUAGCUUAAUAAGACAUGAAAGAACCCAUGCUGGAGAUAAAUGGUUGUCAUGUUUAGUUUGUGGUGAAAGGUUCACCAAAGAAAGACCUUUAAGAAAACACACUAGGACUCACCCAGGUAAAAUAGUUUUUGCCUGCUCAGUUUGUGGUCAAAAAUUUCCCUGUAAGGAAAGCUUAAUGCAUCACACAAAAACACAUGUUGGUGAAAAUCCUUUUGACUGCUCAGUUUGUGAUCAAAGAUUCUCUGAUGAGGGAAGCUUGAGAAAACACACAAGACAACAUACUGGUGAGAAACCAUUUCCCUGUUCAAUCUGUGGUCAAAGAUUCACGUUCAAGGGAAGUUUAAAAUCGCACUUAAGAACACACACUGGUGAAAAAUAUGUUGAUCAUUUCCAGGCCUCAUAAGUCUGAUGCUGGAGAUAGCAAAUGUGGAUGCAAAAAUGCUAACUUUUCUUUUUUUCUUUGUUUUUAUAAUAUUCUGUGAUAUUUAUUAUUAUUAUUUUUAAACGCAAACAAUUUCUAUCACUGAGUAUCUUUAAACUUACAUUUUGUCCUUUAUAUUGUUAAAAAUCAUUGAGAAAAUCAAUGUAUGUCUUGACAGUUUGUUGGCUUGGGGAAAAUAUUGGCUAGGAAGAGUUCAGUUAUUUUAGUUUCACACCUCUAGAAUGAUUGUUUUAUUGACCAAAUAUUAAAUACAUUUUAAGAGGAUGGAUGAGGGACAUGUCUUCAAAAAAAAACAUUUUUAGUUCUUGCGUGGAUCAACAAAAAGAUCUCGAGCAUGUCUCUUCUUUCUUCACCUGAUUGGUAGAUAAAUAUUUUUUUUACUGAUUUAAUGGCAAGAAUAAAACUCACCUGAAUUGGAUUCUUUGUAGCUGUUGUCUAAUUCAUCAUGAAGUUUGAGCUAUUUGUGAUCUUUAACUUAUAUCUUCCUAAGCUACUCAUGAUUUGCUUCAUCUCGUCCGCCUUUGUCGUCUUCUUCGAUUCCUUCGGGCAAAUCAUAUCACAUUUUGUAAUUGUCAGUGAUUGUCAAUGAUACCGAUGAUGAUGACAAUAAAAU